Amoebophrya sp. A120 is the source of this 6777-nucleotide messenger RNA. The record is from the annotation of a GenBank genome assembly. NCBI's taxonomy places the organism in Eukaryota, Dinophyceae, Syndiniales, Amoebophryaceae.
AGUUUAUGCAGGUCACAUGAUACAUACGCGCUAUUAAGCGCUAGUUUUGAAUUUCAUACAUACGCCCUACUAACUACAAAGAAAUCGAUCCUGAACUACCUGAGUAUUAUUUUGUUAUGUUUUAUUGAGACUGGUUGUGUUGAAUUUGAAGCAGGGGAGCAGUAAUUUUGUCACAGCGCCCUAUGUAAAACAAAAACUCACGCUUACGUCACCCAAAGUAAGAAGAUGGGUGCCCAGGAAUCGAGUGAGCGGGGGCGCGUGCCCUCCUCUUGGCUCCAGUCCCUGAACGGUAAAAGAAGCACAACUUUGAAAUCGGCCAUUGAGGCGGCCAGAACCGAUACGUGGAAUCGCGACGCGGAAUUAGUAUUCUGUACUCAAGAGUAUUUCGCUUCGAAAGUGCUAGGCUUGAAAAUAAAUACGUCUGCUUCUAUAUCUUCGCCUGGUACAACAAUGACUUGUAGGAGCAGUGGGAACGACUUGCAUAACCUGGGAAAAAAAGGGACCGCGGUUCUCUUCUGCGUUCUCGACCUCAGCAACACGGAUCACGACGAGGAGGCGCAAGCUGCGGUUGCUGGCGGCUUGAGCGCUGGUGAGGCAAGUACAAAGAUCGCAGAAAAAUACCGCUCGAACGUGUUCAUUUUUCGUGUCGUCUCGCCUGGACAGACACAACACCAAGGCCAUCAAGAAGGGACCACGAACAGCAACAGUAGACAUGGCAAUGGAGAGGCGAAUAACGCCAUCAGCACCGGUCCGCAACCACUACCCUUUGGGGAAAUUGUUUUUCAGAAGGAGCGCACGUCGAAGUCCGGCAACAUUGCACUUCUCCACGACUGCGGCUACCAGACGUACGCCCAGCGGCUGGAAUUCGCUGAGCAGGUUGCGGACCUGAAUUUCGACACGCAAUCUGCCUAUGACAAGGUCCAGCGGGCGCUGAAGUACUUAACCAAACCGGGUGUUUUGCAAAGUGGGAAGUCCUUGCUGAAGACUUGCCAGCCUCCCGUGGAUCUGGAAACCCCAAUGCUCCGCCCCAUGAUAUGGCGUUCUCAACUGUUACAUUCUCAACUGUUACACGGAUUUGUGAUGCACAAUUCCCACCCGCCUCGCUCCACUUGAUCAAGGUGCUUAGCAUGACAAAUUUUCGAAGGGCUAACCAGCAUGAUGAUCUGUGGAAAAUCUGUGAUGCGAAAGCUGCAAGAAUAUUGCCACUUUCACUGUUGCUGUUCUUGCGUGACAAAUUUCAUGUAACAGUUGUGAAUGUUGUAACAGUUGAGAACGCCAUACAUGAACCCCGGCGAAGAUUUUGUGUUGAAGGACGGGAAAGUGUUAUGGGGAGAAAAAAGUUUGUCACAGUCGCUAAGUUGCAGGUUUUGCAUUACAAAUUUUUUUAGCAUCACAGCUUCGCCUUGUAUUGCAGAAACACUAGGGAAAUCCCUUAUGAAGUGUGGCUGUGAUGCAUUUUUACGCAUGACAGACAAUUUUGUAUUGCAAACAUGCCCAUGAGUGAUCGUGACGAGCUUUUUUCUUUUGAUAAGUGUUCCUCGUCGUGUAUUCGCGGCAGAAGCCGACCUACUACGACUUGAGUCUCGCUGGCUCCGAGAAGCGCUUGAACCUAACCUAUUCGAGGACGCGGUUCAGCGGCAGCUUGGCUCUCGGGAGUGGGGACCAGUUGGGCAGCGAGAACGUUCCGGGCGGGACCACGUGUCCGAUGCUCGUGCACGAAUUCGAGUUCCGCCCGGAAUGUCUGCCUUUUCCCCCUUGCGGUGCCGAGGAAGAGUCACAAGGAAUCGGCUGCGUGCUCUUUUCCGGCUACCAGAGCACAAAGCUGAAGGCGUGGAGUCGUGACCGCCCGAUCGUGAUGCUGAUGCACGUCGAUUCCGACGGGUUGAACACCUGCUAUUACUGCCCGGCACCCAUGAACGACCGGAUUGGGGAAAGUAUCACGUAUGGCGCGAUAAGUUUCCAGGUUGUGCGGAACACAGGCGGAGGCUCUACUUCUCUCGGGCAGCUACUGUUUGAAGGAAAAAUGCGGAAGAAAAAGAAGCUGAAGAUGUCUCUGAGCGGACUCAAGUCUCGGUUCGCAGAGAAAGAAAAUGAAAUUGACGCGGCCGAUGAAAAUAAAGAAGAACCAGCUGCGUCUGACGAGGGGGAAAGCCAGGAUGAGGAACAGUGGACCCACAAACUUAGAUUUUACCUUCACACUGCACAGGAGGGCUACUGCCCGCGCGGCCUCGACAAGUCUGCGCCGGUGUCCGCAGCAUGCUACAAACACUACUUCGAGACGGCAGAAGCGUAUUUCGCCACCGCGCCGUCCCUGCGCGAAAUCGAACGUAGGGCAGCUGCAGCGGGAGAAGCCGAUGGUGAUUCGGCCACAGGAGGAGCCUCGUCCAGUGGUACAGCUCAGGACAGGCAGGGAGCGCCGGCGGCUGGGAGCAGGAUAUCCACCUCAACGGGAAAAGUAGAUCAACAGAACGCGGACGUAAAAAUAGAUCCAUUCGCGCACGUUCCUGGCCCGGUUGUGGUUUCGAACUCCGUUGGUGCUGCAAAGACGCUGGCGCAACUCUUCGAUCCGGAAGAGCAUGGUGGUGAACAACAGAAGACCUCCUCCACCGGUAGUGCCAAAGGAAAAAAAUCACUAACGGAGGUGUCCAUUUUUAUCGAGUUUGCCAACGGGUUUCGAAAAAUGCCGUCCUCUGCUGGUGCUAGUUCGAAUACUACUACUAAAGCGUUCCUCGGCCAGUUGACUGCCGCAAAGCACUCGAAGCAACCUGUUUUGCUGAUGAUGGGGGAGAUUGAGGAAGGGCCGCUUACGAAAUGGUCCCCGACGAAAAAUCCUACUUUGCUCCUAAUCGACGACGCGAACCGCAUUCCCUACGAAGCAAUGAGUUUCGUGGACGGACCCAAGCGGGCUUUCGAGGACUGCCUCUGCGUGAUCUACACCCGGGCAGACUUGAAGCUGACCAAUGGCGAUGUCCAGGCCGCGGCCGAGGCGGCAAUCGGGCAAAUUGACAUGAACCCAUUCUUCCUCCUCGGACAGAAGUGUGUUGUGCUGGCCGUGGUGGUGAACAAAGCCGACGAGACGCAGGUGACGGCGGUGCGGGUCUUGCGCAAGGGGCCGAGCUGCUGCGGGUCGACGCUGAUCGACGAGGUCUUCCAACACGUGCCCGAGGGCGUGACCUACUUCGGACCGGCGGCAUCAGGGAAAAAUAGCAAGGAGGGGAGCUCGGUCCUGAGCAACAAAGCAAAAGCUAGUCAAUCGAAAAAUAAGGUUGUAGCCAAUUUGAAACUGCAAGAGAUGUCGCGGCACUCCGCCGUGUGCCUGAUUCCGCCCGGUGCGCAGCCCCAGCUGGCAAGUUUCUAUGCAAAGGUCGAAGCCGUCCGUCGCGACCACGAUAAGGCCUAUCACAAGUGGAUGCCGCACGUCAACCUUUUGUUCCCCUUUGUAAAAGGGUUCGAAGCAAACGACGCGACAGACGGGAUGAAAGAGUCCCCGCUUCUGAAAAGCCUGCAGGCUGCAUGCAAAAAACUUUCACCGUUCAAGAUUCGGUUUUCUCGGGUCGGCAAGUUCAGCCAAAAGGGCUCUGCAACGCUACAUUUAGUGCCGGAGUACGUGGUGCAGUCCACGUCGUCCUCUCUCUCAAAAGGCGGCGAGGAGAACACCACCGACUUCGACGACCCGAUGGAAGGCACACCGAGCUGCAGCAGUCAAGGCUCUUUCAGCCAACUGAUAGACGCAAUCGAGCAAGCGCUGAUGGACUGCGGUGCCGAUAAAAUCGUCGCGGAUCAACCGCGAACAGGGGAAAGAGGAACCGCCGACUACUUCCAUCCGCAUCUGACGCUCGGGCAGUGCGCGUCCGCAGAUGCGGACACCCGAAUGCAGCAAUUUUCGACGAAAAUUUUCGGAGACGCGGACCCGACCUCACCGGCGUUUGCGCCCGUGGAGUUCGUGGUGGACCGCUUGCACAUUGUCGGCCGACCGGACGGGCAGGCCAAAAUGAGUGUGCGCGAAGAAAUAGGCUUGGGAACGGGAGAGCUAUUGUUCGCAACAUCACCGGAGGUCGUGAACGAAGAUAAUAUAAACGGCACUGGCACAACCGGCACCAACAUCACAGUGGCCAAGAUGCUUUCAAAUGUGCGGGAUUGGGCCUUUCGAGGUCUUCUCUCGGACGAGGGGGACUUCUGUGGAACGACUAGGACAUCGUCCGCUGCUUUUGCGCCACCAUCCCGCGGAUCUGCGAGUACUUCUGUGACUAGCACCGCCGGACCCUUUGUAGAUUGCGUGGGCAAGAUUCUCAUUCCUCCGGGUGAUUACGUUCCGUUCUCCGAGCUGGCUGCCUUCGUUGACAAAUCUUUGUUCAAACCGCUUCUCCUGCAGGGCUUGGAAACGGAGAUGAAGCCGAAACUCGCGGAAUUGACAGCUGCGUUCCACGAAGAAAAUCGGAUCAACGACAUGGCAGCGGGAAUUGGGGAGCUCCAGCUAGGAACUGCGAAUAAUGGAACUACUUCAACAUCUGCGGGGGCCCCCUCCACGGAUGAACCACAACCAGUUGAAGAUCAUUCUGCGCCGCGGGAAGUAGAACUUGCGACGCUGCGGAAGCAGCGCGAGCAAGCACUGCUGUUGAGGAAGCACAACGCGUUCGAGCAGGAACUGGGCAAGCGGCUCGAGGGCACUGUGGGCCCGCAUUUGAAAAGUCUUUUGAGCCACCUGGAGUGGGUUGCGUUUGAAGGCCAAGUAUCAUCAUGCCGAAAAUCGCUCGCCUCGCUCUGGAACGAACAGAUCGUGCCGGAGAUUUUGUCCCUGCACGCAACCCUCGUUCUUACAACCGAAGAUGAAACACCCCUUGCUAGUUCAGGUGGUGGCGACAGCGCCGCAGCGCCAUUGCUUUCCGCAACGUCGUCCGCUGAGGGAGAUGUGCCCAUGUCGAUCCGAACAGUGCCUUCCACCGAGUCCGCCUCCACCGCCCAGAAAGAGAACACCGACCGAGCGUCGCCUGCGAUCAGCGCUUUGACGCGCGCCUGGCAGAACGGGGACCUUGAGGCCGUUCGCGUUGCGCAGCAACUGAAGCAGAUGAGCGCGAAAAUCAAGCGGAAGUGUGUGUACCUGGCGCGAUUUUUCGACCUGAGCAGCAAGCGAAAGAACAACGCGACCUACGCAAUGAUCGUGGUAUCCUGCAGAAAACAAGUUUACACACCCAUAUUGAUAAAAAUUCAUGUCGUGACCGUGGUUUUGGCAAUUCGCGAUGUAGGUACGAAAAAAGUUCAUCAUGCACAUGCUGAGUACCUCGCAAAUCUACUAAUACAGUGAAACUAAAACCCGCAGCCGCAACAUCAACACAAAUUCUCAUCCUUUUCUGGUAUCUAUGGGUGUGCUUUUCUGUAGGAUGCGUCGAGCUGGCCGCCAAGAACAAGCGCGGUGCGCGCGCGCAGCAGAAGGCGGAUACUACGAAGACGAACCUGUCGACGCUGAAGAACAUGAGUAGAGACGACUUCUUCGACUACUACAGCCAGCCAGAGGUGUGCCAAACGAUUUUGCACGCGGUCAUCGAUACCUUGGACAGCAAGACGACGUUCGAGCACCAAGUGCUCGCGAUCUGCGGCCCUAACCAGGAUUUUCUACGCACCAAACCCGACGCAAAGCUGUUGCGAGCGGUUGAAAACCGUAUUGCACAGAGGGAGAACAAGAUGAAGACGAUCUCCCCGGCUGGCUCUGAGCAGGAGCCACUACAGCGACAAAAGAACCAAACCCAAGGUACUAGCUCCGGUGCCUUUACCGGUGCAGCAACCUCCGCGGCGGCUUCCCCUACGACCUCGAUCUCUCCAGCCAUUUGUGGGGUGAGUAACCGCAUGUUGACGUUCGAGGCAGAUGUGUAUUCCGACAUCGCUGCCAUCCCGGAAGCCACCGCGAACAUCGCCCUGAACGAGCAGCAAGGCGGUGGGGAGAAACACGCAAAGACGACCCUGUGCUACCGCCCCGUGCAGAACACGGCGCCGGUGAUUCCGAUUCCCAUUUUCGCGCGCUACGCGGUCCAGGAGGGCGGUGAGGCCGAGGAGAUUUUUAUGAGGAAGCAAACCUACAUCCCGUGGGACGAAGAGACGGCCAAGCCCGACGUCCAGAUGUGGCGCAUGGCGGUCGCGAAGGUGAUCCAGAACUCCAGCUCCCUGCAACGCGUCGUGACGACGCAAACCGGCGGCGGUGGGGAGCUGACGAUUCAGAAUGCGCAGUGGGUGCUGGUGAAAAUUUUGCUCGACUUGUCCCUGGUCCUGCACGACCGCCUGCGGAACGUCGCUUCCCUCACCCCCGCGAAUCGGUUCGACUCGGUCCCGAGCAUGCUGCGCAGUUUGGUGCUGACCGCGAUCGGCAUCACCCAAGCGGGCGACAAGCCCUUGGGGAACGCGUGGAGCGUGUGCAAAAACGUGCCCACCCGGCCGGAACUGCCGGAAGACAAGCGCGACUGGUACCUGCUUCUGGUGCUCGCCACGGUGUUUCCGAAAACGGGACUGGACGCGAGCUGCUUCCGCGCGAAUCUGCGCCGCCAGUUGGUCCGGUUCUUCAACAAAAUGUGCGAGCCGUAUAUCCAGGAGCUGUGGAAGGAUUACGACGCGCGGAAGAAGCAAUACGAUGCGGACAUCGCGUAUCCAGGAAAAACACCCAUGAUCCCCAUUCAAUUUGAUGCCAUUGCAAAACAACAAUCUUCAAAUCGAGUGAAGACAUUGUCUCAUCUCAUGCAAAAAAUGGAUGGGUGGGAAGAUGGCAUGGGUUUUUUUCUGGGGAUAUCGUGA